AGGGCGCUAUCCGUGGAACGUUUUGCUUCGGUUGGAAAGGGUGGAGACUGUAUGGGUGGAAAAUUACAAUACCGAAGUCGGGCGAUUGGAAAUUACACAGUGCCUAAAUCGUGACAUCCAAACCUACUGCACUCUUAAUAUUGAAAGCAUUUUGCAGCCUUGCACUGGCAGAGCAAACUUGAUUAUCAGAAAUGACACAGAGGACAUUCGAGAAGAGAAGUCUUCAUAUUUGUUACAACACCUUCGUCCAGGGAAAAGGGGAGCGACUUGUGUAUCAGAAAUUGAGGUCAAAUGCUUUGAAAAAUAAGAUUGACGAUUUUGUUGUUCCAAAAAGAAGUGGGAAAGCUUGGAGACAAAGGGAAGGUGAUAUAUGUAGGAUUACGCUCACAGAAGGACCCCAGUUCCAAGGGAAAACUCGGCAAAUCCACUCAGGACACCUAACAACCUACGACAGAUUGUGGAGUAGUUUACCAUACUUACGCCCUAUGGCGACUAUUGUAGCAGAUAGCGUACAGUACGGUACAGACGAAGAUGGUGCUGGUAUUCACGACGUAAUGGGUACCAGAUGUGACCCUUAUACUGUCCAGAAGAUCACUGGACAAUGGCCAGAAGUUACCUGUCACCAAAGUUUGAUAAAUGCAAUUGAACCAUUUGGUUUGACGGAAGAGCACGUACACGACGUUUUUAACAUAUUUAUGUGUUCUGGAUGGACUAAGGACACUGUUCAGUACUUUGUGAAAGGAACACCGGCGAAAAAAGGGGACUACAUCGAAUUCAUUGCUGAAAUGGACCUUCUAGUGGCAUUGUCUGUUUGUCCACAAGGUGAUGUUUCUCUCCCUGUUGGCGUGACGUUUCCUGAAGAAAAAUGUUUUCCAUUAGGUGUUCAAAUAUACAGAUCAUCAAAAUAAUCAACUUCAUUGAUGAAAAGAUUCUCAAUUCUUGCCUCUAAAAUUGAAAAUAUGUUAGUGUUUGAAGUUUAUUAAAAUGAAAAUGGAUUGAUAAAAAUAUUAAGAAAAGUCAGCAACUAUAUAAGAAACUUAGCAAAAAUGCUGGUACUUUAAUAAACCAAUAUAUUUUUAGUA
Molecule: messenger RNA, 1082 nt
Organism: Limulus polyphemus (Atlantic horseshoe crab)
Lineage: Eukaryota; Metazoa; Arthropoda; Merostomata; Xiphosura; Limulidae
Exons: 6
Coding region: 192-908 (238 amino acids)
Source: RefSeq, a predicted model, not a curated record